This is a messenger RNA of Labeo rohita (rohu), 3870 nucleotides long. RefSeq names its product internexin neuronal intermediate filament protein, alpha b (gene inab). Gene Ontology annotation, biological process: intermediate filament organization. Gene Ontology annotation, molecular function: structural constituent of postsynaptic intermediate filament cytoskeleton. Gene Ontology annotation, cellular component: postsynaptic intermediate filament cytoskeleton; cytoplasm; intermediate filament. The transcript is spliced from 3 exons. The record is from RefSeq and is a predicted model, not a curated record. The coding region runs from base 308 to 1723 and encodes 471 amino acids. NCBI's taxonomy places the organism in Eukaryota, Metazoa, Chordata, Actinopteri, Cypriniformes, Cyprinidae.
UGAUAUUUUGCUGACAUCAGCACUGCGCCAAAAAGGACAGUUCCACCCGCUCGCUGCUGCCGACCUGAGUUUCCAGUGAAACACUGAGCACAACACCUUCCACGGGCAAAAAGCACUCACUGUGCCUUUAAAAGUUAAAAAUAAUCUAUAGAUCAGCUUAUUUGUCGUAGUUCUUCGGGUUCAUCUGAAACAUCUGCAGUAAGGAAGGUUGAAUGCGAGGAGCAGCACGGGUAAAUUAUUGAUUGGGACAGCCCUGCUAUAAAAGGAGACGCCGCCUUGGUUCUGCUCCUUGUCUUCAAACGCCAAGAUGAGCUACGGAUCCGACAUCUACUCUGCCUCUUCCUACCGGAAGAUCUUCGGGGACUCUACCCGCUACUCAGCCUCUCCAUCCCGGCUGAGCAGCUCCCGGAGCGGGUUUAAAUCCCAGUCCACGACCCGCACGAGCAUCCCAAGCUCCUACAAGCGCACCACCCGAUCUGCCUUCCCAUCCUCAUCCUUGACUCUGGAAAGCUUCGACUUCACUCAGAGCACCGCGCUUAAUAAUGAGUUCAAAAUCAUCCGUACCAAUGAGAAGGAGCAGAUGCAAGGGCUCAAUGACCGCUUCGCGAUGUUCAUCGAGAAAGUUCGCAAUUUGGAGCAACACAACAAAGUGUUGGAAACCGAACUCGUGACCCUGCGCCAGCGCCAGUCAGAACCGUCCCGUCUAGCCGAGCUCUACCAGCAGGAGAUCCGAGAACUCCGCUCCCAACUCGAGGAGCUUAACGCGGAGAAGAACCAGAUGAUGUUCGAGCGCGACAACAUUGAGGAGGACCUCCAGAAACUCCAGGAGAAGUUCGAGGAGGAGAUGCGACUGCGGGAGGAGGCUGAGCAAACGCUUAGAGCUUUCAAGAAAGACGUGGACAACGCCACAAUGGUGCGCCUAGACCUGGAGAAAAAGGUCGAAUCUCUUUUGGAUGAGAUCAACUUUAUGAGAAAGGUGCACGAGGAGGAGGUAACUGAGCUUAUGAACAUGAUCCAGGCUUCCCAGGUGUCCGUGGAGAUGGAAGUGGCCAAACCCGACCUCACCUCCGCCCUCAAGGAGAUUCGCGGCCAGUACGAAUCUAUGGCGAAUAAGAACUUGCAGUCCGCCGAAGAGUGGUACAAGUCCAAAUUCGCCGAUCUUAGCGAACAGGCCAACAAGAGCAACGAGGUCAUUCGCGCUAGCAGGGAAGAGCUCAACGAGUUCAGGAGGCAGCUGCAGUCCAAGACCAUCGAGAUCGAGAGCCUAAAGGGCACCAACGAAUCUCUGGAAAGGCAGAUUCAUGAGAUGGAGGACAGGCACAAUGUUGAGGUCAUGGGCUACCAGGAUACAAUUGGACAGAUGGAGAAUGAGCUGAGGACCACUAAGAGUGAGAUGGCCCGUCAUCUUAGGGAGUACCAAGACCUGCUGAAUGUCAAGAUGGCUCUUGACAUAGAGAUUGCUGCUUACAGGAAACUGUUGGAAGGGGAGGAGACACGUAUUAGCACUGGGAUCACCUACCCUGCCCCUCCUUCGAUGUCUAGCUACAGCUACCAGUCCCGCAUGUACAGCAGCACCAGUGUUAGUGGAAAGAAGGAGGUCAAGGAUGACGACGACAAGCAUCAACAAAGCAAACCCAGCAAAGGCUCCUCCCAGUCCGACGACUCCAAGAAGAAUGAAAUGAUCGACUCCGGAGACGUGAACCCCACCAACCAGAAAAACUAAAUGUCUCAACCCUCUUUCUUUCUUCCUCUCCUCCCUCUGCCUUCUCCAUUACCGUCCUUUUCCUUUUCCCAAGCAACUCCCAUCCACAAAGGGGGUCUCAGAGAGGAAUCUAGCAUAUUCUCCACUAGUUCACCUCCCACUCAAUCACAGGGCAGCGGUCCUUCUGUAGCAAACCACUAACUACUCAAUACACACUCUUUCUCUGUUUCCAGGGCUGCACUGUGAGUCGUAUCGCCACUUUUCUGCACUAUAACAGGCUUCUCUCAGCACAUUGUGUUAAGAAAAUGUCUAUGUGUUUAGCUUUGGUGAAGGUAGCUUACUGUGCUGCAGUUUUUCCAAGAGCCAGCACAAAACCUGACUCGCAAUAAUAUUGUCUUAAAGCAUAAGCUGUAAGCAAAGCAAUUAUUGUUGUCUUGUCUUUGCAUUAUGCCAGCCCUAGUAAGAAUGCCAUUUGGGAGUGUCAUCGUAUCAGAAUUGCAUCUGUUUCUUGACUCGGUUAACUGUUCUUGCGGUUAACUUCUCGGCAUGCUCAUAAUGCAUUCUUGCCAAUAAAUAAAUAAAUAAAAAUGCUAGACAUGCAUAGUUUCGAAAACACUCCACCCAGCCAAAUUCCUCUCCAAGACUGCUCUUAAACAUAUUCUACUGACUAAAAGCGAUGAGGAUUUGAGCCUAAUGGCAAGUCCUCACUGCAUGAGGUGCUUUUGCUGUUUGCAUGGUGACUGUAUAUGGGUCCAACAGAAGUUUACCUAUACUUUCAUAGCAGUGUGCCUGCCAUCCCUCUCAGUACUUAAGGCUGCAUUAGUUCACCAGCCAAUGGGCAAGACUGAGAGCAAAAUGUUACACAAUACUGCUGAAGCCUUUCACAUGCUGCUAAAUGCUUGUGAUGAAUACAAAUUCUGACAAAUACUUUAUAGCCAAUCAAGUCAGGGCACUUAAAUGUAUGUAAACAGCAUCUCAUUCAUAUCAACUGUCAGAAUGAAGGAAUAUGGAAUGAUUGGGAAAAUAGGAAGAUAAGUGUAAAACCAUGAUUAAUAGUGUGAGUUUGAGUGAGAAACAAGACAUAGAAAGAAAGGGCUUGUUUGAGCCAGCUUUAAGUUCAGUUUAGCCUGCCGCUUCUGAGUCCAGAAUUGGUUGUGUUUGGGCGGGUAAUACAAAUAUUAUGAAGUAACAGUAUAUUUAGAAGUUAGAAAAUGCAAAAAUAUUUCAAAAUUGUAUGUUCGUGGAUGCCUGAAGCACAUUGACAGUGUGGAAACGCAGUCACUAACACUUUUCACAAUCUGAAACACUUGAAUCUAGUGUACUCUCAUACAAAGAAGUCACUGUCACAGUGAACCUCUAUGAACUAUGGAUAAAUAACUUAUACUGAAAGUUUAAUGCUAGUGAAAUUUCUUCAUAUCACUUCUGCUACACUGCCAGGUUUUGAUACCACUUGCCUCUAUGUCAUGGCUUUGUUAAGCCUGACUUGCUGCACUCUUUCUAUAGACAGUUUGAACCGACUGAUAUAGUUGGGCUUAAGUCAGUUUAAGAACUGCAUGAUGGAAUCCGAUUGGAUUACUUUGUCGGAAUUCAUUUUUCCGAUGAACACUGUGGCAGUGGCAUGCUUAGCUGCGAGGGAAUGUUAGGCAAAUCUGGAAUUUUGUCUUUCCAUUCUCACAGAUGCUCCUUAACUAGGCCUGGUAACCUUGUCAUGAAAAUCUGAACAUUUUGAGAUUUGCUCUGCUAUUUUUGAGAGGGUGAAUGGUGGUUGCUGAAAGCGUGGUGACAGAAUGCAGUUUGAAGAAGGAGAAUUUCAAACCUGCACUGCCAAACUUUUUGUAAUGCAUGUGCGAUCAGCAUUCCAUAAAAAAGCAACCCACUUUUACACCAAUAACAAUCCAUCUAAAAAUGCUACUUACAUGUAUGAAUGCUCUAGGUUGUAAAAAAAAUGCCUUAAGCCACCAGCAGCUUUCUGAAUCUGGCAAGGUGUGCAUUUACCUAUUAUUUCUGCUAAGAAUGUGACUUUGUUUGCUAUCUAGUGUGUAGGGGCCACUGUGUACUGGAUGACUGAAAACUUUAGGAGCUGAAUGUAGUUGAUGUGAUUUCUAUUUAGUCAUUAUUGUACUGCUAUAUGGCACAUGACCAAUAAAGACUUGACAUUAUGAAGCUCA